UAGUAUACGUAGGCGAAGAUUGUAUACAUUAAAACAAGUGUGUAGAUAAAACGACAAUAAACCAACUUGGUUAAUAAGAAAACAUGUUGUGUACCAUGAAAAAAGUGGCGACGUUUUGCCUCUGAGCAUGUAAAAUCGAAAAAGCAGCGCACCGAAAAAUUUACGACUGGCGAGAAAAAAAGAAACAAAAUACAAGUAGCUGUAAAGUAAGCGAAAACGAAAACGUUUGCUGACGUGCUGUUGCGUGCGCUGCGAGAUUCGUUGUUGUUGUUGUUAUAGCCGUAAACAGAGAGAGUGAGAGAGAGGGAGAGAGAGAGAGAGACAGCAACACGACAUGGAGGAUCGCAUGAUGGCCCACACCGGCGGCAUGAUGGCACCACAGGGCUACGGCCUGCCCGGCCAGGACGAUGGCCAAAAUGCUGGCAACGAGAACGAGGUGCGCAAGCAGAAGGACAUCGGCGAAAUACUUCAACAGAUCAUGAGCAUUUCGGAGCAAUCCCUGGACGAGGCCCAGGCCAGGAAGCAUACGCUCAACUGUCAUCGCAUGAAGCCGGCCCUGUUCUCUGUUCUGUGCGAGAUCAAGGAGAAGACCGUGCUCUCCAUUCGCAACACGCAGGAGGAGGAGCCGCCAGAUCCGCAACUGAUGCGCCUGGACAACAUGCUGAUUGCCGAGGGCGUGGCUGGGCCAGAAAAGGGCGGCGGCGGCGCCGCGGCUGCCUCAGCAGCGGCCGCCAGCCAAGGCGGUUCACUGUCCAUCGAUGGCGCCGACAAUGCCAUCGAGCAUUCGGAUUAUCGCGCCAAGCUGGCACAGAUCCGACAGAUCUAUCACCAGGAGCUGGAGAAGUACGAGCAGGCCUGCAAUGAGUUUACCACGCACGUCAUGAAUCUGCUGCGCGAGCAGAGCCGCACCAGACCCAUCACACCCAAAGAAAUCGAGCGCAUGGUGCAGAUAAUCCACAAGAAAUUCAGCUCGAUACAAAUGCAGCUGAAGCAAUCGACCUGCGAGGCGGUGAUGAUAUUGCGAUCUCGAUUCUUGGACGCGCGCCGCAAGCGUCGCAAUUUCAGCAAACAGGCAUCCGAAAUACUCAAUGAGUAUUUUUACAGUCAUCUGAGCAAUCCGUAUCCAUCCGAAGAGGCCAAGGAGGAGCUGGCCCGCAAGUGUGGCAUAACGGUAUCGCAAGUAUCGAACUGGUUUGGCAACAAGCGCAUUCGCUACAAGAAGAACAUCGGCAAGGCCCAGGAGGAGGCCAAUCUGUAUGCGGCCAAAAAGGCAGCCGGCGCCUCGCCCUAUUCAAUGGCGGGUCCGCCCAGCGGCACCACAACGCCCAUGAUGUCGCCCGCACCGCCGCAGGACUCGAUGGGCUAUCCGAUGGGCUCCGGCGGUUACGAUCAGCAGCAGCCGUACGAUAACAGCAUGGGCGGCUACGAUCCCAAUCUGCAUCAGGAUCUUAGUCCUUGAGGAUAGGCUUGCCAAAGCUAAAAUCACAACAACAACAACAACAAAAUCAACUAAUAGAAAGUACUUUUUUUUUGUUUUCAAUCCAAUUUUCUUCUUUUUCUUUCGUCGUUUAUCUUUAUCGUGUAUCGAGCAAAUGUGCUGCAGAACAAAACUUAACGAACUUAACGAAUGUGUGCGUGAGUGUGCAUGCAUGCGCGUGCAUGUUUGUGUGUGCGUGUGCAGCACUUAACGAAGGUGUGCGUGUGCGUGCGUGUGCAGCACUUAACGAACUUAACGAAUGUGUGCGUGCAUGUGUGCGUGUGCAGCACUUAACGAAUGUGUGCGUGGGCGUGC
Messenger RNA from Drosophila novamexicana, 1792 nucleotides. It is a transcript of the gene exd, whose product is annotated as homeobox protein extradenticle. The record is from RefSeq and is a predicted model, not a curated record. Gene Ontology annotation, cellular component: nucleus. Gene Ontology annotation, molecular function: RNA polymerase II cis-regulatory region sequence-specific DNA binding; DNA-binding transcription factor activity, RNA polymerase II-specific. The coding region runs from base 335 to 1459 and encodes 374 amino acids. The transcript has 6 exons. Lineage: Eukaryota; Metazoa; Arthropoda; Insecta; Diptera; Drosophilidae. Gene Ontology annotation, biological process: neuron development; animal organ morphogenesis; regulation of transcription by RNA polymerase II.